CUCCCCCCGCGGUGCAUUGUGGGACCUCGGCGGACCCGGAGCGAGGCUGACGGCAGCGGAGCCAUGGACGUGUUCCUCAUGAUCCGCCGCCACAAAACCACCAUCUUCACUGAGGCCAAAGAGUCCAGCACAGUCCUGGAGCUCAAGCGCAUCGUGCACGGGAUCCUCAAGCGCCCCCCUGAGGAGCAGCGGCUCUAUAAGGAGGACCAAGUCCUGGAGGACUCCCGGACCCUUGGGGACUGUGGGUUCACCAGCCAAACAGCCAGACCCCAAGCACCAGCUACAGUGGGGCUGGCACUGAGGACAGCAGAGGAGCCCUUCGAGCCCCUGCGCAUCGACCCCUUCUCCUCCCCCCCCGAGCUCCCGGAUGUGAUGAAGCCACAGGACGCGCCCGGAGCCGCCCCCGAGGCCCCCCUGCCCUGAGGGGGUCACGUGACCGUCACGUGACCACCCCAUGGGCGUCAUGUGACCCUUCCUGUGUGUGGUAUGGGUGUAUUACAUGGGUUACAUACAUGUACAUGGGUGUUCUAUGGGUGUUAUAUGGGGAACAUGCCUGUUACAUGUGAUAACAUGGGGUACAUAUAUGAACAUACGUGUUCUAUGUGUGUUAUAUGGGUGGACAUGUGUGUUACAUGUGAUAACAUGGGGUACAUACGUGAACAUGUGGGUUAUAUGGGUGUUACAUAUGGGAACAUGUGUGUUACAUGCGAUAACAUGGGGUAUAUACAUGAACAUGGGUGUUGUAUGUGUGUUAUAUGUGUGUUACAUGUGAUAAUAUGGAUGUGUAUGGACUAUAUGGGUGUCCUGUAUGUGUUAUGUAUGGGAACAUGUGUGUUACAUGCGAUAACAUGGGGUACAUACAU
Melopsittacus undulatus (budgerigar) is the source of this 863-nucleotide messenger RNA. Its product is annotated as elongin-B. The record is from RefSeq and is a predicted model, not a curated record. Gene Ontology annotation, molecular function: protein binding. NCBI's taxonomy places the organism in Eukaryota, Metazoa, Chordata, Aves, Psittaciformes, Psittaculidae. Gene Ontology annotation, cellular component: VCB complex; elongin complex. Bases 64 to 423 code for a protein of 119 amino acids. Gene Ontology annotation, biological process: transcription elongation by RNA polymerase II. The transcript is spliced from 4 exons.